CUUCAUCCGGCCCUCCUCGUCGCCCGCCAUGGCGACCGCAAACAGUCCCAUUACUCAGGUCUCGCAGACCCCGCAAUACUCCAAUCUGCACCAGCCCCAGCUCCUGACGAGGCUCCUGCUCGACCUGCGCGGCAAGCGCUUCUCGGUCGACCGCGAGACGAUUAUGAACCUGCCGGAAUCGGUGUUGCUGUGCUUGUUCCCAAAUGGACUUGUUCUGAGCCGACAGAGCAUGGCGCUCUCUGAAAAUGGCGAGGAGGCGGAGGAGGACGAGCAGCUGUAUGGGGUCGAUUUUGACCCAGAAUGCUUCGCCUACGUCCUCAACUUCUUCCGCACUGCCGCGGAUAACUUCUACGGCACGAGCACACAACCGGGGCUGCUCGCCGCGCAACAACACCUCAUCGACGGCUCGCCCUCCCCCGAUCUCGGCGCUGCACCCUCGCAAAACCCGCUUCUCACCAAGCAGGCGAUCAUUGUCCUCCGCGAAGAGCUGGAAUACUUCUCGAUACCGCCCAAGAACUCGGGCGCGGCGACGGACGCGCAGGGGAUCGCUAACGACCCAUUGCUCGACCUCAAGCGCCGGUGCGGCACGCACCUGCUCGAGAAGCGGAACAUUUUCACGGCCCUGCAGCGGAACGUGAACAAGGAGAACAACAUCGCUGAGCAACAUCUCAUCGACAUGCUCUGCAUGAGCGGCUUCGACCGCGAAGACGAAUGGGGCUACCGCGCGCUCGAGCCCUCCCGGUGCUGCAUCUCCUCCAUCGCCCUCGUCCUCCUCAAGACCGGCAUCGUGCACCACCCGCCGCAGCCGACGGGCGAGCGUCCGGUCACGGUCGACUACAACCAGAUGGCGACCGCGCAGAAGCUGCUCCUCUUCUGGCGCAAGCCGGCGCGCAAAUGCUGGUGGGACGGGCUCGAGGUUGAACUUCCCGGGCCGAACGGCGUCGGCAAGGAGGUCGUGAAGCUGUGGGCGCGACGGGUGUGGACGCUCGAACUGAGUCUGAUCAUUCCCGCGAAGUCCGAGGUAGAACUCGAUAUCAAGCAAACGACGUACAGCGGUUGUCUUCGGGAUCUGUUUUUCCUCAUCAAGGGCGUCACGGCCGCAAAACCUUGGGCGCCUCCGGACUCUCGGAAAGGGUCUAUCCUUGCCGCGGCCGGUGGGAGCUCCGGAACGGACGAGGAGCGUUUAGGAGGGUCCGCGAUGGGCGUUCCCCGAACGAAUGAUUGUUUUCGCCAAUAG
Molecule: messenger RNA, 1237 nt
Organism: Punctularia strigosozonata HHB-11173 SS5
Lineage: Eukaryota; Fungi; Basidiomycota; Agaricomycetes; Corticiales; Punctulariaceae
Exons: 5
Coding region: 29-1237 (402 amino acids)
Cellular component (GO): nucleus
Molecular function (GO): RNA binding
Source: RefSeq, a predicted model, not a curated record